Messenger RNA from Necator americanus (New World hookworm), 426 nucleotides. RefSeq lists its product as uncharacterized. Bases 1 to 426 code for a protein of 141 amino acids. The transcript is spliced from 4 exons. NCBI's taxonomy places the organism in Eukaryota, Metazoa, Nematoda, Chromadorea, Rhabditida, Ancylostomatidae. The record is from RefSeq and is a predicted model, not a curated record.
AUGACAAGCCAAGCUGUCUUCAUCGUCAUCCUCUUCCUAUCCGUUUUCGCUGGCUUCCUCCAUGCCUCAAUACUAUCAACCUCCGAAGGAAACGGCACAAUACCUGCAAAUCCAACUACGGAGGCCUCACUAAGGACCAAACGAAAUUGCGUUGGAAGGAAUUGUGGAUGUCGUGGUGGACAAUGUAACACUGCUAUGCGAACAGGAUUUGGUGGAUGUACUGGUUCUGGAUGCAGUAGCACUACAUGUCAUGGGAAAACGUGCUCGACCAGCGUUCAAACAUAUUGCUCAUUUCCUUGCGGUUUCGGUGGAAAACCGUGCUGUGGUGGUCAGAAGAAAUGUUGCAUAUGUUGUACGACGGUGUGUCAAAUAUACUGUGUACAAGCUGGCAUCUGCAUAUGUCCAGUAGGCCAUUUCGGAAAAUAG